AACUCUCAUAACGUACUUCAGUCUGAAAGCAGGGUAGACGAUGAACACAGACCUCAUCUUCAAAUCCAAACUCAAACAAAACCUCUGUCGGGAAAAUUAGGUAAACGAUGAACUUGUGUCCAAACAUCUAGGCAACGAUGGACGCAGGCCUCUUCUUCUUGCCGCAACCUAAGCAGCAGAUCCUAAGAAAUCUCGCUUCUUUUCCAUUUAACAAGAUCGGAAAUUAUCAGCCCAAGAUUCGUACUCAGAUUCAGAUGCUUCGCCGGAAAAUCUCCGGCGAACCAUUUCUCCGUCCGGCGAGUCGGUUGCUUGUCUGCAGCGCCGCCGCUGAUUCUCCGUCUCCCUCUUUCUCCGGUUCUCCAGAUCAAUAUUUGGAUGAUGCUGGAACGAGGAAGAACCAGAAGAUGGUUGCUGGGACAGAGCAGGAUGAGUUGCUUGAUCCAGUUAACUUAGCUGAUCCGGACAGCUGUUUCUGUGAGUUACAGGGUGUUCAUAUACACUACAAGUCAUAUGAUCCACAAACCCGAGCCAAAGACACUCCUCCCGUCAUCGAGAAUUCUGGAUUCUCGCAAGAGAGUCCGAGAAUUGGAUUCCCUAUGGUUCUGUUGCAUGGCUUUGGAGCCUCGGUUUUCUCCUGGAGUAGAGUUAUGAAACCGUUGGCUCGGGAAAUCGGCUCUAAAGUUCUUGCCUUUGACAGACCCGCCUUUGGUUUGACAUCCCGGAUUGGUGCCAGGGAUUCAAAACCCUUGAAUCCUUACUCAAUUGCGUUUUCGGUUCUCGCUACAUUGCAUUUCGUGGAUUUUCUGGCGGCUGAGAAGGCGAUUCUUGUAGGGCAUUCUGCCGGUUCUCUUGUAGCUGUGGAAACUUACUUUCAAGCCCCCGAGCGUGUUGCCGCCUUAAUUCUCGUGGCUCCCGCAAUAUUCGCACCUUCUUCUGCAAAAACGGGUAGCGAAAGGGACGACGAACGGAAAGAGGAGGAGGCCACGGAUUCUACCGAAGCAGAAUCACCGUUUGCCAAGUUCUUGAGGACCCUGAUUCGGUUCGGCAAACACAUUAUACAAGCAAUCACUGCGAUCAUAAGAGGAAUGACGAGCAUGGUCGGCUCUCUCUACAAGAAAGCUCUAACAGCUUUCCUCCGAUCCGCCAUUGGAGUAAUGCUGGUGAGGAUGGCGAUUGAAAAGUUCGGGGUAACAGCCGUGAGAAAUGCAUGGUAUGAUGCGAAACAAGUGACAGAGCAUAUCAUAGAGGGAUACACAAAGCCUCUGAGAGCAAAGGGAUGGGACAGAGCUCUAGUGGAAUUCACCGUCGCUAUGCUCACUGAGAAGAAACCGCCAUUGGCGAAAAGGCUCAAAGACAUCAAAUGCCCAGUUCUGAUAGUAACGGGGGAUACAGACCGAAUCGUACCAGCUUGGAAUGCGAAGCGACUGGCAAGGGCCAUCCAUGGAAACGUGGUUGUGGAAGUGAUAAAGGAAUGUGGUCAUCUUCCUCACGAAGAGAGACCUCAACAGUUCAUCUCUCUUGUCUCCAAGUUUCUGCUCUCCGCUUUUGGAGAAAUUUCUCAACUCCAUCUCCACUCCAACCAUGGCGCUGUUUCGUGAUGAUGAUGAAGCAUCAUCAACAUGCAUGCAUAAAUACAUACAUACAUGCAUGCAUGCAUGCAUUGAACAAUAAUUUUAGUCCCGUAUCAAAAUUGUACUAUUAUCAUAUGGAGAUAUAUUGACCCGGGUAAUUUUUUUUUUUCUAGAUUUAUAAUUGUUUGAAAUCAUUAUAGUUACAAUUA
Tarenaya hassleriana is the source of this 1780-nucleotide messenger RNA. RefSeq lists its product as uncharacterized. Gene Ontology annotation, molecular function: catalytic activity. Lineage: Eukaryota; Viridiplantae; Streptophyta; Magnoliopsida; Brassicales; Cleomaceae. Bases 138 to 1598 code for a protein of 486 amino acids. Gene Ontology annotation, cellular component: chloroplast envelope. The transcript has 6 exons. The record is from RefSeq and is a predicted model, not a curated record.